Diprion similis is the source of this 1638-nucleotide messenger RNA. RefSeq names its product putative fatty acyl-CoA reductase CG5065. The transcript is spliced from 10 exons. Lineage: Eukaryota; Metazoa; Arthropoda; Insecta; Hymenoptera; Diprionidae. The record is from RefSeq and is a predicted model, not a curated record. Gene Ontology annotation, cellular component: peroxisome. Bases 44 to 1570 code for a protein of 508 amino acids. Gene Ontology annotation, molecular function: alcohol-forming very long-chain fatty acyl-CoA reductase (NADP+) activity. Gene Ontology annotation, biological process: long-chain fatty-acyl-CoA metabolic process.
AGUUUCCGACCGUAUCCCGUCGGCUCAUAGUCACAGAUUAAAAAUGUCGCAAGUACAGCAAUUUUAUGCUGGACAAAACGUUUUUAUUACCGGGGGAACUGGGUUUUUGGGCAAAGUGUUGACGGAAAAAUUGCUCCGAAGUUGUCGAGACAUCGGGAUCAUCUACAUUCUACUUCGCCCGAAAAAGGGUAAAGGUAGUCAGGAACGCGUAGAUGUUUUUCUCGGUGAUACGGUAUUCGAUGUGUUACGGAACGACUAUCCAGAAUUUGCAAAGAAGAUUGUCGGAGUCGAAGGUGAUGCUGCCAAGACCAAACUUGGACUUUCGGAAACAGACUACGCACACCUCGUCGAAGAGGUUUCGGUGAUCUUUCAUCUCGCCGCCAGCGUGCGUUUCACCGAAACACUUGAGUCGGCUGUUGCAAUUAACGUGAAGAGCGUCAAACACGUCAUCGACCUUGCAAGGGCGUGCAAGAACUUCAAGGCUGGGAUUCACGUGUCUACUGCGUUUAGUCACUGCGUCCGAAAGUCCAUUAAUGAAGAGCUGUACCCUCCACCUAUGAGCUACGAAGAGAUCAACAUGACAGUAGAAAAGUUCAGGAGAAUCGAGCGGUCGGAGGACGUGAUGAAGUACGUCUCAAAACCAAUUUUAGGAGAAUGGCCGAACACAUAUUCCUUCACCAAAGCCAUCGCCGAGGGCGUCGUCGCUGAGUACGCCAGUGACUUACCGUUUGCUAUCUUCAGACCGUCAAUUGUGACGAGUGCCUACAAAAGUCCCAUUCCAGGAUGGAUGUCAAGUCCGAUGGGACUUCCGGGAAUAUUGUAUGCCUUAGGCUUGGGCAUCAUUCACGUCGUUAAAAUUGAUAGCAGUCUCAGGCUUGACAUAGUCCCGGUUGAUUAUGUUUGUAAUGCACUUAUUACUUUGCCUUGGAAGACCGCAAAGACAGAAAAAAGAAACUGUGAGGACGUUCCGGUGUAUAAUUACGUUUCUACAAAUGAAAAUCCUAUAAUUUGGCAAGACUUCAAUGAUAAAAGCAGAGUUUUUGGAAGGAAAUAUCCCUCAGAGAAGUCUAUUUACUACCCCUGGGGAUUCGCUACAAAAUCAAGACUUCUUUACAGGAUCUCCAAUUUUUUUUUUAAUUCGAUCCAAGCACUGAUUAUUGACGUCGUUCUUAGAUUGAUGGGAAAAGAGCCACAAUUGUAUAAAAUUACGAAUAAAAUUCGAGAAGCUUUUGACGUACUGGAGUAUUUCACGACACAAGAGUGGGAUUUCGACAAUCAGAAAAUUCAGGAUCUCUGGACCCAGCUUGGGCCCGAAGACAGGAAAACAUUUCCAUUUAGUAUACAAGCCCUUGAUUGGGAUGAAUAUUUUACAAACAUUCUCGUAGGUAUUCGCAAGUACAUCGCAGGUGACACCGAUGGAAACGAGGAUAGAGCGAGACGGCGACACUUUUAUCUUUUUAUCAUCCAUCUGGCCGUGUGUCUGAUAUUUGGUACCAUUAUUUUGUGGGUGAUCUGGAGGUCCUUCCAUGGAAUCUGCUCAACGUUUGGGCUGACCACGGUUACUCCUUGAUAGUUUUGAUCAAGCGAUAUAGAUGAGCAAAUUAUCAGCUCCAUGUUUAAUGUGAAGUGGUUUUUAAA